Messenger RNA from Labrus mixtus (cuckoo wrasse), 1452 nucleotides. Its product is annotated as leptin-like. The record is from RefSeq and is a predicted model, not a curated record. The transcript is spliced from 2 exons. Lineage: Eukaryota; Metazoa; Chordata; Actinopteri; Labriformes; Labridae. Bases 441 to 926 code for a protein of 161 amino acids. Gene Ontology annotation, cellular component: extracellular region. Gene Ontology annotation, biological process: signal transduction. Gene Ontology annotation, molecular function: hormone activity.
UGAAUUGAUGUAUAAAAGACAUCUGUGACAGAAUUUCCUGUUGAGUAUCGAUUGUGUUACGCAGCUGAGGUUUUUUUAAUGGUUACUUUUAGUCACUUAGCAAAUGUUUGGAUCGUUAUCCAAAGUCUGUGAUCUUUGUACCCUGGAGCACAGUCAUCAUUUCCCAGGUGUCUCUUUAUCAAAAAUAUUUGCUGCCAGAAACAAACACAUUGAAUAAAUUACUGGAAAGAAGCAAAAAGUUUGUGUACAAAAAUGAUGACAUGCUGAAAAUGAACUCAUGCCUGCCCUCUUAAGCGAGGUGACAUAAUAAUGAAACAGCUGUGAGAGAUGGAUGACUGUGCCAUCUUUUAUAAGAAGGAAACAACUUGUAAUGUCUUCAUUUUCUUCUUCCAGGAAUACCAGACCAGAAUUCUUUACAUCUACCGAAAGGACUACGAAACAUGCAGUACAAUCUGGCAAUUGUGUUUUCUCUACUGCAACUUCUAAGUGAGGGCACGGCUGCUCCUCUGUCGGUCGAGGUGGUGAAGAUGAAAUCCAAAGUGAAGUGGAUGACGGAGCAGCUGGUGAUUCGGCUGAACAAAGACUUCCAGGUCCCCGCCGGCCUGACGCUCAGUCCGCCCGCCGAUGAACUGGAUGGACCUUCUUCCAUAGUGAACACCUUGGAGGGGUAUAACAGCGUGAUCUCGGACGCCUUCAACGGGGUCGUCCAGGUCAAGAUGGAGAUCUCUUCGCUGGCGGGUUACAUCGACCAGUGGAGGCAGGGACACUGCAGCGAGCAGCGGCCGAAGCCCUCGAUGUCGGGCCCGCUGCAAGAGCUGCAGAGUCGGAAAGAAUUCAUCCACACCGUGAGCAUGGAGGCUCUCAUGAGGGUGAAGGAGUUCCUCAAACUGCUGCUGAAAAAUCUGGAUCAUCUCGAGACUUGCUGAGAGACCGGCCUUACGAGCAAUACUUCAGCGACUUGAUUUUUCUGGCCAAUAUGUGAAGUUUGCAUCUGUGAUGUCUGACUUACCAUUUGAAAUGUAUGCUUAUUUAUUUAUAUACACAUAUUUAUAUUUAUAUGGCUUUUUUGGAGAAAUAUGUAUUUUCUAAAUUAACAUUGAAUUUUCACAGCGUUAAGUUGUGUUCUCAAAUUGUCUGUAAAAUGAACAAAGUUUUGCACUGCGAUAUAUCAAAGUCUUUCCAUGUUGCAAAAUGUUUAAAAGUGAGCUGAAUCGCCAAAGAAAAACUUCCCUUUGAGCUUUAACGUCAUCCGUGGAAAUUCCUGAAAACUACCCAAAGAUAACAAAAAACUUAAAAAGGAGAGGAAGGGUGAAGGUGACAUUCAUUGCAGGUCAGUAUCAUCUGCUCUUCCAAAAUCUCCCACGUAUGUUUGUGGAUAAUGUUUGUUUUUAUAUUUUUGUACAGUUGAAGUUUUUUUUUUUUACUAUUUCAUUCAAACUGAAUAAACAUUUG